Messenger RNA from Purpureocillium takamizusanense, 2623 nucleotides. It is a transcript of the gene MDE1, whose product is annotated as Methylthioribulose 1-phosphate dehydratase. Gene Ontology annotation, cellular component: cytoplasm. Gene Ontology annotation, molecular function: methylthioribulose 1-phosphate dehydratase activity; metal ion binding. NCBI's taxonomy places the organism in Eukaryota, Fungi, Ascomycota, Sordariomycetes, Hypocreales, Ophiocordycipitaceae. The record is from RefSeq and is a predicted model, not a curated record. The transcript is spliced from 4 exons. The coding region runs from base 1566 to 2216 and encodes 216 amino acids.
ACUACUACUGUGCAACUUGAAUACUACAGUACCUCUCACAAACGUUACUAAAUUCAUUCAUUCAUUCUCCCGGUCGCGUGCCCUCGACGCAAUCGGGACAGUGCUGACCAGGCAUGGCUGCCGGUCGGUUGCCGAUGCCCGCCUAUCAACCUCGCCUCCGUCCCCAAGUUAGUACCUGCUGAUGCAUGCCAGCAUGGGGUUGAUUGGCUCUUGGCCAGGCCCGCCUUGAUGCGCCAAAGGAGCACAGCAGCCAACUUGCCAAGUGAAGCCCGAUGCUUGUGAAGCACCAUGGAGCAAUGACCGUUGUCGUCGUUGGGACGAGGGCAAUGGAACGGCGACAAACGUCGUGUUCGCACUUCAGAGAUCAAAGACAGCCAUCAUGUGACAGAUGGCCACGCAGAACAAGACCCCCCGGCUCCCUGCAUAUUCGUUCGAGACGCCGCCGCCGCCGCUGCUCAGCCCGCGCAGCACCCGACCAGGGUCGCAGUCGGAGGAACCUGAGUCGGGCGCCUGCGCCAUGUGAUGCCGCACCAAUAUUGAUGUAUAUUAAUAAGUCAUUGUUAUAUUGGACGGUCAUGCCUGGGCAACCUGGGCGGCGGUUCGCGGCACAGGUUCUGGCGGCCGUCGCCUGGCGCCCUGAUGGAAUGAAGCAUGACCCAAGACGGAGGCAAAAGCGUCACCACCACCACCACCACUACUACUACUACAACUACGUACUACACGUCGCUGGCUGGUAUGCAAGGGACUUUCGAUUAGAAAACGUUUCCGUCUCGUCCCCGUCUCGCCAUGGGCCUCGGCGAACCAUUGGCCUGUGUCUUCGCGCACGUUGUCCUGCGUGCGGCUCUCGUUGUCUGGCAACACUGUCGUGGCGAGACACUUGACGCAAUCCGUGUUCAAAGAACCGAAAGGACUGCACGAAACGAACAAGGACUGCACAGAACAAUAUGCAUACUCCAACACUCGCCCAACAGCGGCUGUCGUCGCCUCGUCGUGCCAGCAGUAACUCAACCUUUUUUGGCGCCAAUAACGUCUGCUUCAUUUGCCCACUCUCAAACGUCCCUCUCGCCGUCUCACCUCCCCCUUUUCGUGUCGUGCAUACGUACUACUACUACUACUACUACUACUGCGUAAGGUAGUAAGUAGACUCAUAGCGGCCCGUUCCGGCAGUCGGCGCGCCCUGAGACGAUCGGGGCCCAAACAAAAGCAAAACAAAAUGGCCUCCACCUCCUCCUCUCAAGAAGCGCCAGCCCAGGACAAGCGCCGCCGCGUCGACGCCGACCCCGAUGCUGCCGCCGCCAACCCGGACCGUCUCAUCACGUCGGCCGACCCGGAGCACCCCGCCAACCUCAUCCCCUCUCUCUGCGCCAAGUUCUGGACCCUUGGCUGGGUCACCGGCACUGGCGGCGGCUGCUCCAUCCGCGAUGGGUGCGUGCUGAGAUACACCUCGCAUCUCAUCCCAUUCCCCCUCCCCCAAUCAUCCCGUCCCAUGGGCUAACACGCUGUCUCGCCCAACCUCCCCCAGCGACCUCGUCUACAUCGCCCCCUCGGGCGUCCAAAAGGAGCUCAUGAAGAACACGGACAUCUACGUCCUCUCCCUCUCCGCCCAGCGGGACCCGACCUUCCGGCAGCGCACCUACCUGCGCUCCCCGCCGUGCUACAAGCCCUCGCAGUGCACGCCCCUCUUCCUCGCCGCCUUCACCCGCCGCGGCGCCGGCUGCUGCAUCCACACGCACUCGCAGUGGGCCGUCCUCGUAACCCUCCUCCUCGAGCAGCAGCAGCAGCAGCAGCAGCAGCAGCAGCAGCAAGGCGGCGCCGGCGGCGCCGGCAGUGGUGGUAGUGGUAGUGGUAGUGGUGGUGGUGGUGGGGGAAGAAAUGUCUUCGAAAUCAACAACCUGGAACAGAUCAAGGGCUUCGGCAGGGGCCCCUCCAAGCAGGGCAACCUCGGCUACCACGACACCCUGCGCAUCCCCGUCAUUGAGAACACGCCCCACGAGGAGGACCUCACCGAGUACCUCGAGGCCGCCAUGGAGGAGUUCCCCGACACGUACGCCGUGCUCGUCCGUCGGCACGGCGUCUACGUCUGGGGCGACAACGUCCACAAGGCCAAGACGCAGUGCGAGAGUCUCGACUAUCUCUUCCAGCUGGCUGUAGAGAUGAGGAAGCUUGGCAUAUCCUGGAUCAGCGAUAUCCCGCGCAUUGCUCCAGACCGUCCAUAGACAAACGGGGGAUAUUAACCAUGAAACAUGAAAGAGUUGAAAAAGGAGACCAAAAAAUAGAUAUCAACUACCUCGGAGCAGGCGUUGCGCGGGGCAGAGGAGCGAGAGCUUGGGUCGUGUUGUAUAAGGCUGCGCAUGGUUUCAGCAAGCCCAGCCCAGGAAGCCCAGUUGUGCACACGGGGGAUACGUUUCAAGAGCACGUCUUCAUGGUGGUGUAUUCCUCGUAGUCUACAGCUCGUCUCUGACAUGUGGUUCGCCACCCGGAGCAGGCACCGGCGUCUCCGUUUCCUCCCACAUGCGCUUCUUUGGGUUCCGCGGCUGGUCUUCCUCGUCGGGGAGAGACCCCAGCUCAUCCGCCUCUCUCGCGGCGUCAAUGAUCUUGCCCACCUGCUCCACCAUGGAAUCCG